Messenger RNA from Medioppia subpectinata, 1902 nucleotides. NCBI's taxonomy places the organism in Eukaryota, Metazoa, Arthropoda, Arachnida, Sarcoptiformes, Oppiidae. The record is from the annotation of a GenBank genome assembly.
AUCAAACAGAGUGUGUUUUGUCAGUGAAUCUGGUUUUGGACUUCAGUUGGCAUUGAAUUAGCAUUGAAUUGAGUGUCAGUUGUAGUCAACACAUCACACAUUCAUUCAAAUUAUAAUAUUAUUAUAAUUAUUAAUCAAAUCGACACUCAUUUUAGCGAAACACUUAUUGGCGUCAAUACAAUGCUUAACACAGGCGUAUUCGCGGGAAAGACAGUGUUUAUAUCGGGAGGAAGUCGUGGUAUAGGGAAAGCCAUUGCCCUCAAAGUGGCCAAAGACGGCGCUAAUGUCGUGAUCGCCGCCAAGACUGUCGACAAACACCCAAAACUUGAGGGAACCAUAUAUAGCGCCGCCGAAGAAGCCAUUGCCCUCAAAGUGGCCAAAGACGGCGCUAAUGUCGUGAUCGCCGCCAAGACUGUCGACAAACACCCAAAACUUGAGGGAACCAUAUAUAGCGCCGCCGAAGAAGUUGAGGCCGCCGGAGGAAAAUGUCUUCCCAUUCAAUGCGAUCUCAGAGACGAAGAGGGAGUGAAGAGUGCGCUCGAGAAGGCUGUGAAACACUUCGGAGGAUUGGAUGUGUUGGUGAACAACGCCAGUGCUAUCAGUUUGACAAGCACUGAAGAGACAUCAAUGAAGAAAUACGAUUUAAUGCAUUCAAUCAAUACGAGGGGCACUUACAUGGCAUCCAAGUAUGCGAUUCCAUACCUCCGCAAGUCAUCGAAUCCUCAUAUCUUGAAUCUGAGUCCACCGCUUGUGAUGACUCCCAAGUGGUUCGCGCCUCACGUGGCGUACACUAUGGCUAAGUAUGGGAUGUCUAUGUGUGUCCUCGGAAUGGCUCACGAAUUCAAAGCGGACGGCAUUGCAGUGAACGCUCUUUGGCCGCGAACUGCCAUUUGGACGGCGGCUAUGAGUAUGAUUGGUUCGGGAAGUCCUGAGUUAGCCAACAGAUGCAGAAAAGCAGACAUUCUCUCGGACUGUGCUUAUGGUAUACUCUCGAAGAACUCGAAGUCAUUCACCGGAAAUUUCGUAAUAGACGAAGACUUUUUGCGAAGCGAAGGCAUCCAAGACUUGGAUCAGUACGCAGUGAAACCCGGAAACCCUCUUGUGUUGGACUUUUUCCUACCGGAGGAACAGUUUAACAAAGGAGACAAUGUGUUGAAUAUCUACGAACAACAGCCGAGUUCUUCUUCGCCAUCAAAUUCCGGCAAAACGGACAGAAUUUUUGCAGGAAUUAAAUCUCUAAUCAACGAUGACUUGAAGAAAGAGAUCAACGCUCUGAUGGCGUUUGUCAUAUCGGGCCAGAGUUGGCUCAUCGACGCCAACACUUCCCGACCCCUGAAAGUAGAAAAGGGAGAAUCAAAGAGCGCUGACGUGACUCUCAUCACAGAUGACGAGACGUUCGAGAAGAUGGCCAAAGGAGAGGUCAAACCGACCACUGCUUUCAUGUCCGGAAAACUUAAAAUUAAAGGCAAUAUCUCUGUGGCUAUGAAAGCAGAAAAACUCUUUUCUCAAUUGAAGUCAAAGCUAUAACUUAUAAAUUAAAAAGUGUUAUAAGUUUACGUGUUAUAAGUGCUCAUAAAUAACCGAAAAAAGGGAUAAAGGGUUAUAAAACAAAUACAAAUAAUUAUUAUUUCUUAAUAUAAGUUUAUAAUAACCUAAUAAUCAAAUAUAUAAACAAUGGUUUUGAUAUGCAAUUAAAUUUUAAAAAUAGUUAUUUUAUAUGAAUUAUACAAAUGACACGACUGUUCAGAAAGUGACAAUCCUUUGAACCAAAUCUGAUACAAGUGUUGGUAUUGUUAAGGUAUCGGUGCGAUAGUACUGCACCGGUAUAUUGUAGUGAACACUACAUUCAUUGUAAUAGCAAUUAAAAAGCCAAAUAAAGUUAAACAAUAUUUUUUGAUUACA